AUUAAAUUUCUUCCAUUUGCCCUAGAUCCACCUUCCUGGUCACUUUGUGUUGACUAUUACCAAUUUUUUGUUUCUCUUCUUUCCCCUGUAUUCCCUUACUUUCUUUUUUUCUUCUCUUUUCUUUCUCUCUCUCUCUCUCUCUUUCUAAAAGAAAUGGGAAAAGGGCAUUUAGUUCCAUGGCAAGUACCCAAAAGAGUCUGACUCAGACUGAUUUUUUUUCCCUCAGAUUUUUAUGUUCUCCACUCGUCCAGGGAAGGGCCUCCACUUUAUGCCCUUUGACAAAACAGGAACCUUUGAGAACAGAAAACCAGACUGAAGAUCGAGAACUGUGAUCCUAAGGUGGAGAUGGAGGGAAGGGCCACACAGCAGGCCCCCCUUUCUAUUGUGCUGAGGCUGCUGUUGCUGCUGCUGCUGGAAACUUGGACAGAAACCCAGGCUUGGCCUGCCUCUCUUCAGUAUGAUCUCACCGUCUUGUCCCAGGCCGAAGAACCCAGACAACCUCUCUAUGUGGCCCUUGGAUACAUAAAUGAUCAACUCUUCCUUCACUAUGAUGGGGAGAAUGAGAAUAGCAGGGCAGAGCGACAAAAACCAUGGAAUGAUACUGAGGAGGGGAGAAAGGUCUGGGAAAGGGUGACCCAGGGCCUUGAGGAGAAGGGGAAGGAGCUGAGAAUGAUCCUUCAAGACAUUCUGGGACAGAACAACCAGAGUGACAGCAGAGAUGGCUCUCACACCCUUCAGGCUACAUUGGGGUGUGAGCUCCAGGGAAAUGAUAGCACCAGAGGGUUCUGGAGGUUCCGCUUUGAUGGACAAGACUUCAUCACCUUCUCCCCGGAGAAACUCAGCUGGAUUUCAGUUCAUCCAGGGGCUCAGAAAAUUAAGGAGAAAUGGGAGGACUGGUUUCAAAUGAAACUCCAGGAGGAGGAAUACUGUUCUAUUCGACUCCAGAGAUACCUGGCAACCUGGAAGGGGAUCUUGGAGAGGACAGAUCUACCAACUGAUGUGCCUCCUAGACCCAACACCUUGUCCGACUGGCAUCCACCGGUUGAAUUGCUAAUUAUCAGCAUAGGACUCAUCUUUGUUGUCCUCAUUAUUGUGGGAGCUCAAGUGUGGAGGUGGAUACGGGCAGAACCAGAGAUUAGGCCUUCCAGAAACAGUGAAUGGAAAUCUGCCCACCCUCUUUUCCCAGGCUUUGGUCGCAUCAGAGAAACUCAGAGUAUGGUAUAGACAGGAAAAGAUGGUUGGACUUGGAAUCAGGAGAUGAGGGUUCAUAUCCAAGCUUCAACACUGACCAGCAGUGUAUCUGUGGAAAAUUCACUUUAUCCCUGGGAGCCUCAGUUUCCUCAUGUGAAUAAACAGAGGAGGAUUACC
Molecule: messenger RNA, 1368 nt
Organism: Monodelphis domestica (gray short-tailed opossum)
Lineage: Eukaryota; Metazoa; Chordata; Mammalia; Didelphimorphia; Didelphidae
Gene: MIC-like
Product: MHC class I-related chain-like
Biological process (GO): antigen processing and presentation of endogenous peptide antigen via MHC class I via ER pathway, TAP-independent; positive regulation of T cell mediated cytotoxicity; immune response
Cellular component (GO): external side of plasma membrane
Source: RefSeq, marked provisional